AUGGAUGCACAGCACAACCAUAUACCGCCGGAGCCUGACCCCGGGGCUGCCCCAAAGGUCGUGGCCCGAGCCUGCAACUUUUGCCGUGCGGCUCACAUCUCCUGCGAAACCGCGCGGCCGUGCCAGAGGUGUGUGCGGCUCGGCCGGGGCGAGUGGUGCUGCGACGUGCCGGCCAACAAGCGGGGCCGCCCGCCCAUCCACGGGCGCCGCUCGGCCCAGUACCAGGAGCAGCAGCGACAGAAGAGGAAGAAGCAGAAGAUGCAACAGCAGCCACAGCAGCCGCAGCCGCAGCCGCAACUCCAGACCCCCAAACUGGAACCACAUGACAACGACCAACAGCCCGACGACGGCAUAGGCCGUGCUGCACGCGCCCCUCCCGAGCCGCCGCUUAGCCUACGCCCGUCUCCAGCACCAGCACCAACACCAGUACCGCCAGCACCAGCUUCGUCGUCACAACUAUCGCCACCCCCGCUGCCGUGGUCGUCUUCAUCGUCAUCUUCUUCGUUCUUUCAAGCCACCAACACCAAGCUCGAGGCCUUCUUUUCGGCCCUGCCGGCGACGGCGACGUCAGCCACGUCAGCAACAAUGACAACGACAACGACAACGACAACGAAGCGGUCACCGUCGCCGUCGCCGCCAUCAUCGUCGUCUUCGUCGUUCUCGCUCGCGCCGCAGCCCACGUCUCCGCGUCAGCUGCCGUUACCGGCGGGGAACGGCGGCGCCAGCGGCAGAGAACAGCUGGCGGCGCUGGUGGCGCAGCUGAUGGCCGAGGUGCGCACCCUGCGCGAGGCCAACGAGUCGCUACAUCGCGACAACGAGACCCUGCGGCGGCGGCUCGACGCCCUCGAGUCCCAGCAGGCCGCGCACGCCCAUCGCGUCGACUCACUCCUCGAGUUCGGCGCCGCACGACACGCGUCGUUGCGUAGCGACCACAACAACCACCACGGCGCGCCGCGGCUCCAGGGCCAGACCACGACGCCGUUCGUGACCUGCGCCCACGGGCUCGAGGGCGCAUGGAGCCACCUCCUCUUCACCCCGCCGGCGUCGACAACAAUGCCGACGUCAUCGGCCUCGUCGCGGUCGCCGCUGUCGCCGCGGUCGUCGUUCUCGUCGUCGUCGACCGAGUCGCUGUCGCCGCGGUCGUCGUUCUCGCUCGAGCGGUCGGUGCUGCAGUCGAGCCUGGUGGCCUCGCAGCAGGCGCUCGACGAGAUGCAGCGACACGUCCCGCUCCUCCGGCAUUACUACGUCGCCCCGAAGGACUUUGCCGUGCAAGACAUCAGGUAUCCGGUGUACGUGCUGGCGCCUACACUGGGCGGAAAUAGCGCGUGUCCCGUGAUCAAGUGGGUCAACGAAGCCUUCGUCAGUCUCAGCGGCUACACCAUGGACAAGCUGAUAGGGAUGCCUCUCUCAAAGCUGUUCUCUUCGCAGAAGAGCCAGACUGCGCAGCUGGCCGCCAGCAUAUUCAACCAAUGUCCGAUGAGUGUUAGCGGGACGUUUGCUCUGCAUCCGCUCUUGCGGCAGCGCAACGGGUGCACGGUGCGAAUCGACGAAGUCAACCAAUUCUUCUACGGCCAACACGGCGCUGUGUCGUUCAGUGUGACGUGCAUUCUGGGCUGGCAGGCAGACUCGUUGCGCCCGGACGAGCAGUUCGGCCAGUGGCUGCCUCAAUUGCUGCGCCUCACGUGA
Acanthamoeba castellanii str. Neff is the source of this 1686-nucleotide messenger RNA. RefSeq lists its product as uncharacterized. The transcript is spliced from 6 exons. The record is from RefSeq and is a predicted model, not a curated record. Gene Ontology annotation, molecular function: zinc ion binding; DNA-binding transcription factor activity, RNA polymerase II-specific. The coding region runs from base 1 to 1686 and encodes 561 amino acids. Lineage: Eukaryota; Discosea; Longamoebia; Acanthamoebidae. Gene Ontology annotation, biological process: regulation of DNA-templated transcription.